Molecule: messenger RNA, 870 nt
Organism: Candidozyma duobushaemuli
Lineage: Eukaryota; Fungi; Ascomycota; Pichiomycetes; Serinales; Metschnikowiaceae
Gene: SUT1
Product: Sut1p
Exons: 1
Coding region: 1-870 (289 amino acids)
Cellular component (GO): nucleus
Molecular function (GO): DNA-binding transcription factor activity, RNA polymerase II-specific; zinc ion binding
Source: RefSeq, a predicted model, not a curated record
AUGUUGUCCAACGACCUUCUUUCCUACUCCAUCAUGAGAAAUGGUGACCGGGCAGUCACUCAUCUGUGUUCCCACUACGCCCCUGCAGUUCAAUACCACGAUGCUGCCAGAGUGGCUCUUCCGCCCAUUGCAUCUGUCAACGGCCUUACUGAAGACAAUCUUGUUUCUCACAAUAACUUCACCACACACCGCAGCCUUCUGGGUCUCCAGAGCUACCAGUACUCUCAGAAUGUCGCCACUUACCGUUCUGCGCUGGAACUGUCCCAGGGCGGUUCUCCCAGACUCGAGUCCUCGUCUCCGGUUUCUGGAUCUUCUUCUCCACAGCUUGCCAGUUCUGAUUUGAGCGAAAAGAAGAGAAGACAGAGACUCGGGCCUAGUUGCGACUCGUGCAGAGCUCGUAAGGUCAAGUGCAACGCUGAGGUUGUGCUUCUCAGCAGAAACGUUGACGAAGAAGAAGCCGAGGAAAUGGCGGGUCUUGACGAGACGUCCAGAUCCAAGCUUCUCAGCGGUGACGCUAUCCCACAUGGCGAGAGCUUCUCGUUGGUUGUUUCCAACGGCAAACUCGUCAAAUUCAGACCUUGUUCCUCGUGUGCCACCAGAGAGCUCGAAUGCUGCUUCUCCAAGGGUUUCACCAAAGAGGACAUUGUGCACAGCAAAAGAAGCAGCCUGCUCAGCGCCGUGGGCUCCGUUUCGGUGCUUUCUUCGCCCAAGGCUCCUUCCAAAAUCAAGAAGCGCCUGGAGGUGGCUGCUUCUGCCAGAAAAAGCUCGUGUGCUGCUUGUCGUAAGAGAAAAGUGAAGUGUGUGAUGAACGUGAAGUUGAACAAGUGUGUGGGAUGCGUGAAGAAGGACUCCGAAUGUUCUUUUGCUUAA